CCCUAACACUCUCUCUCUCUCUCUCUCUCCCCCCCCCCCCCCCCCCCCCAUUUAUUUGCUUAUAAAUACUCGUUUUAAAUCAUUCAGAUCUCUUCUGGGCGUUACCGCUUUUGAAUUUUAUAAAAAAAGCUCGGGUUGGGAAAACCCCCAAUUUCAAUUUCAAUUCAAAUUUCAAGAGAAAGGUUUAUAUAAUCCAUAUCAAAAUUUCCAAGCUUGUAUGUGUAUAGAUUGAAACCAGGGUUCGUUUGGAAGAUUUAAGAUGGAGAGAUCUUCUGCGUUUGUGAACUGGGAAGAAGUUUUUUCGACAAAUCAUAGACGAAGAAGAGAGGUACGAUAUUAUUUGAAACGCCGGGAUGGGACUUCUGAUUUGGCAGUUGUCGGCAAAGAGAAGAAAUCAGCUUCCAAAACGACGACGUCUUUGUCUUCUCCGUAUCGGUAUCGAUACGCAAUUCGUGACAAAUCGUUAUUUCCGUCGUCUGAUAUACCUUUUGAAAAUUCUCCCAAGCUCAGAUCUCGGCGACAGGUUAUUGAUUGGUUGAGUUCUAUUGUUACAGGAAAUAUUAAAUCAAAUUCCAAGAGCUGGUUGAGAGCCUCGGAAUUCCUGCGCCCUGAUUACUAGGUUAAGAUCUACUCUUGGUCAACUUAAAUUUGUUUGCGUUGACUCAUACACACACACACUUGCCUUCUGUUUUCAAUAAUUUAUUCCCAAUUUAACCUAAUCAACAUGCAUCCAUCUUGCAUCUUUCUACCUUCUUGUGAAACUAUAUAACCUUUGUGUUUCAUUUUCUUUCUUUCUUUCUUGUAGUACAUGUCUGUAAUUUCUUUAAUACCAAUAUUAAUAUUUUAUUUUCUUAAAUGUUUUUAGAUGGCUCUUUUUCAUAUCCACCAAAACCCAUAGAUGGUGUUAAUGGAGCAGGAGAUAUGAGGUUGAAAUUUGCUAACUUUCAGGAUCAUAAAAAAACCCAUCAAACUACAGAGCUUCUAUGGGUCGGAUCAUGGACAUGCAAGAAAAAGAGGAAACACUAUGAAGCUUACACAAGAAGUGGUGUUAAAAUCUCAGUUCAUGAUUUUGUGUAUGUGUUAGCUGAAGAAAACAAACGACUUGUUGCAUAUUUAGAAGAUUUAUUCGAAGAUUCAAGAGGAAACAAAGUGGCUGUAGUUCGAUGGUUUCACAAAGUAGAUGAAGUUGUUCUUGAUUCACUUCACACAAGUUAUAAUUACAAAGAGAUUUUCUUUUCACUUUGUAUUCAAGAUCUCAGCAUCGAAUGCAUAGAUGGAAUUGCAUCUGUUCUCAGCCCUCAACACUAUGAAAAUUUCCUCAAACUCAAUUCUUUGAAUCUGAUAAACCAAAAGGUGGAUCCAUUUGUAUGCCAAAAUCAGUUUGAAGAUGAAGGAAUCAAGCCCUUUGACAUAACCAAAGUCAAAGGCUACUUUAAUCAAAACAUACAUAAACUCAUGUAUGUUCAUCUCAAAAAGUUUAGUAGUGAUGCUGAUGUGGCAGUGGAUGUGGAUGUGGAUGUGGAUUUGAUCAGACCUAAAAAGAGACUUAGGAGAUUAAUGGAAACAGAAUAUGAGUACACAAUAGGGUCUGAAGUAGAAGUGUUAUCUCAAGAUAGUGGGAUUAGAGGUGUUUGGUUUAAAGGUGUAGUUAUCAAGAAACACAAUGAGAAGCUUAAAGUGAAGUAUCAAGAUAUAAAGGAUGGAGGGGAUGAGUCUAAAAAUCUUGAGGAGUGGAUUUUGUCAUCAAGAGUUGGUGUUGAUGAUGAAUUUGGGAUGAGAUUGAGUGGAAGAAUGACAAUUAGGCCAAAAAGAUUGUUGAAAAAGAGUGAUGUUUUGGUGGAUGUUGAUGUUGGUUGUGUGGUGGAUGCGUGGUGGAAUGAUGGGUGGUGGGAAGGGAUUGUGGUUGGUAAAGAAUUGGAGGGUAAAAAUGGAAAUAGAAUCCAUGUUUAUUUUCCAUGGGAGAAGAAAAGAUUGAUUUUUGGGUGUAAUGAUUUGAGAUAUUCUCAAGAAUGGUUUAAAGGGGAGUGGAAAGAGUUUAACAACAGAUUCGAUCUUGUUGGUUUGAUUUCUUGUGAUUCUGAAACUAAAUCACAUGAUAAUAAUGUGUUAUUAUCUACUAUGGUUGUUGUUGUUGUUGAUGAUGAUGAUGAUGAUAAAGGGCAAAAUGGGGAAUAUGUAAUUGGUGAUUUGAAGUGGAAUUGGUCAAGAAAGAAGAGACAAAAGAGGAAAGCAUGUGAGAGAUUCCAAGUUGAGAAUUUGGUGACAUUGAAAAAAAGAAGAAAGGAUAAUAGUGAAUGUAAAUUCAUAUGUGAUUCUUCUCUUUUUUGUCAUUCAGUUGCUUCCUCCACCCCUUUAAUUAUGUCCAGGUGAAAGAAAAUUACGUUUUUGCCCUUGUGAUAUGUUGUACAUUUGUGUCGCUUUUUGGAAUCAUAGUUUUUAGGAGUAGGAUGUUGUUGUUAAGAAAAGGUAAGUAUCUUGAUGAGUUAGUUAUAGUUAGAGUUAGAGUUAAGAGUAACGUAGCUACAGCUCAUUUUCUUUUGAGGGUUUUGUGUUGUAGCAAGAAUCAAUGAUCAAUCCCUGUUUUUUGUAUCAUGUAUAAUUUAUUUUAUUUUAUUUUUUGUUGUAAAAUAAAGGGACUCUUUUGAUGCA
Messenger RNA from Lactuca saligna, 2649 nucleotides. NCBI's taxonomy places the organism in Eukaryota, Viridiplantae, Streptophyta, Magnoliopsida, Asterales, Asteraceae. The record is from the annotation of a GenBank genome assembly.